AUGUCCAAAGCAUACACCAAACCCGCCUACGUAGUGCACAACCACUUCGGCAAAGAGACGCGCGAACACCCCGCGCUACGCUUCAUCGAAGCCCUAGCGCAAUGGUUCGACCAGCCGGACCACAGCAACAAAGAAGACUUCUUCGUCGACUCGUGGUCCAUCAAAACGCCCGACGGCGAGCACUGGGAUGAAGGGCUGGAGAGCUACGAGGACGCCAUCGAGAAGUUUUACAAGGGCCCAUUUGCGAAGUAUAAGCAUAAUGUGUUUACGCUGAUCGCGAUUGAGUCGGAGGAUGGGUACGAUACGUACACGCAGGCGAAUGUGGCGGCCAAUCUUACUGGCAAGGCGGCAAAGGGAGAGCAGAAGGUCAAGGAUUCGCAUGGGGAGGAGUGGGAUGUGCUGGUGCCGGUGUUCUUUCAUCACGAGCUUGUCAAGGUGCCCGGGGCGCCGCAUGAGGGGUUGAAGUGCAGCCAUGUGAAGAUCUUCAAGGACACGGGCGUGGUGAAUGCUAAGCUCGAGGCGCGAGGCGAGAAGGGUUCGGUGUACUGA
This is a messenger RNA of Neohortaea acidophila, 549 nucleotides long. RefSeq lists its product as uncharacterized. Bases 1 to 549 code for a protein of 182 amino acids. The transcript has a single exon. The record is from RefSeq and is a predicted model, not a curated record. Lineage: Eukaryota; Fungi; Ascomycota; Dothideomycetes; Mycosphaerellales; Teratosphaeriaceae.